Ochlerotatus camptorhynchus is the source of this 1520-nucleotide messenger RNA. Its product is annotated as probable cytochrome P450 6a14. Gene Ontology annotation, molecular function: monooxygenase activity; iron ion binding; heme binding. The record is from RefSeq and is a predicted model, not a curated record. Lineage: Eukaryota; Metazoa; Arthropoda; Insecta; Diptera; Culicidae. The transcript is spliced from 2 exons. Bases 1 to 1500 code for a protein of 499 amino acids.
AUGUGGAUCUACUUGUUGAUAUCAACCACCGUGCUUCUAACGCUUUUCGUUCGAAGAAAAUAUUCCUAUUGGAAACGCCAUGCGGUCCCGUUCAUCCAGCCACGUUUUCCCUUUGGCAGCAUCACGCCCGUUGGUGAUCGCGUCCAUUCGUCCCAGCUGAUGGCCCGAUUCUACAACCAACUGAAAGGAACCCAUCCCUUCGCUGGGAUGUACUUCUUCACCAGUCCGGUUGUUUUGGCCCUGGACCUCGACUUCAUCAAAAACGUACUCGUGCGUGACUUCCAGUACUUCCACGAUCGAGGUCUGUAUCACAACGAAAAAGACGAUCCCUUGACGUGCCAUCUAUUCAACAUCGAAGGAUCCAAGUGGACCAAUCUUCGCAGGAAGCUGCUUCCGACCUUCUCGUCCGGCAAGAUGAAAAUGAUGUGUCCAACGAUCCUCGGUAUUGCCGAUCGGUUCCGAACGUCCGUAGAGAAGUGUCUGGUUCAGCAAACGGAAAUUGAAAUGAGGGACUUCCUGGCACGGUUCACCACCGAUGUGAUUGGAACCUGUGCCUUCGGAAUCGACUGCAACAGUUUGGAGAAUCCUGAUGCCGAGUUUCUCAAAAUGGGCAACAAGAUAUUCGAGGUUCCAACUAGUCGGAUUGUCGCAUAUUUUUUCGUCUCUACGUUUAAAGAGUUGGCGAGAAAGUUGCACAUCAAGGCAGUUCCCGCAGAUGUUUCGGAAUUUUUCUACAAGAUCGUCCGGGAAACUAUCGAUUUCCGGCAGGCAAGUGGUGUUCAACGGAAUGAUUUCAUGAAUUUGCUAAUGCAAUUGAAGGAAAAGGGUGAACUGGAAGGUUCAGAUGAGAAGCUGGGAACGUUGACGCUGGAUGAAGUGGUCGCACAGGCGUACGUGUUCUUCUUGGGGGGAUAUGAGACUUCCAGUACGAACAUGUCCUUUUGCGUGUAUGAGCUAGCGUUGAAUGAGGAGAUUCAGAGCCGAGCGAGGGAAUGUGUUCAACAGGCCGUUGCCAAACAUGGUGGGCUUAACUACGAAGCUCUGAUGGAUAUGCCAUACCUAGAGCAGUGUAUUUUUGAGGCCCUCCGCAAAUAUCCACCAAUCGCAAAUCUGUUCCGAAGCGUCACCCAAGACUACCAAGUUCCGGACUCAAACGUGAUUCUUCCGAAAGGCAUGAACAUCUGGGUACCAGUGUACGGCAUUCAUCACGACGCAGAGUUCUUUCCAGAUCCGGAACGGUUUGAUCCCAACCGGUUCAGCCCGGAAGAAUGUGAGAGCAGGAAACCGUUCACGUAUAUGCCCUUCGGCGAAGGACCGAGGACUUGCAUUGCCACUCGAUUUGGGAUGAUGGAAACGAAAACCGGACUGGCAACGCUGUUGAUGAAUUUUAAAUUUUCGAAAUCUGUCCGCCUGGAGGUUCCGCCCAGGUUUUCACCCAAGCAUGUGAUGUUGACACCGGUUGGAGGGCUGUGGCUGAAGGUGCGAAAAUUGGAUCAGUGAAUCGUCUUUCCUAGGGUUUA